GGCAGCGCUAUUAUGGGAUGUACAGAUGGCAGCCUGCAGCGGCGGACUGCUUGUCAAUAGUUUGUUUUAUUUUAAAUUUCGUCGUUCUCGUCCGCCUUUAAUGGAUUUGGAAAUAAAGCCCGUCAGUUCCCGAGGUUUCCAGGACUCUGUCUCCGAUACAGUGCAUUAAGCAACCAUCACGGUCAUCACACCACCAUUAUGCCAAGUGAGGAUAAAGCACCACAACAGACCCGCCAGAGGAGGAAGAACAAAAAGUCCCAUUCUAAGGGGAAGAGUCACACUGGGGGUCCCAGGGUGCACGUAGAAGACAGCAUAGAUGGACAAGAUGACCUCAUCUUACCACCCGUCCUCCAGCCGCUUCCGAAAAAGCCAGUGGUGGAGAGACCCAAAGUGUCUGUGGCCGAAGUAGAGGAGGAGUCCUCUAUAGCCAUCUGUCUACAGGUGGUUUUUCCGUUCUUGCUUGCUGGGAUGGGUAUGGUGAUGGCUGGCAUGGUGUUGGACAAUGUAAAGCACUGGGAAGUAUUUAAGGUGAUCACAGAAGUGUUUAUUCUUGUGCCUGCACUAGUUGGACUCAAAGGAAACCUUGAGAUGACCCUGGCUGCUCGCCUUUCUACAGCUGCCAACACGGGCCAAAUGGAUGAUCCUGUUAAACAAUGGAGCAUGGUGUGCAGCAACAUGGCCCUAAUACAGGUUCAGGCCACAGUGGUGGGCUUCUUAGCAGCCGUGGCAGCUGUGUGCUUAGGGGCAAUUUCUCGAGGAGGAGUCGAACUCAACCAGGCAGUUGUGCUGUGUGCCAGCAGCAUCACUACUGCUUUUGUAGCUGCCCUUGCCUUAGGCCUGGUGAUGAUUGGUGUGAUCAUCGGUUCCAGGAAGGUGGGGAUCAACCCUGACAACGUGGCCACUCCCAUUGCUGCCAGUCUGGGUGAUUUGAUCACCCUGUCCCUCCUGGCUGGGGUUAGCAGUACACUCUACAACUACAUAGACAUGUGGUAUCUGUCUCUGCUGGUGUGUCUGGUCUUCAUUUGUCUGAUCCCACUGUGGGUGGUGGUGGCCCGACAAAAUCCCCAGAUCAGAGAGGUUCUCCGCUCAGGAUGGCAGCCUGUGAUAAUCGCCAUGUCCAUUAGCAGUUUUGGAGGCCUUAUACUGGACAAGACAGUGAGUGAUCCAAACUUUGAGGGCAUGGCUGUUUUUACACCUGUCAUUAAUGGAGUGGGUGGUAACUUGGUGGCCAUCCAGGCCAGCAGAAUUUCCACCUACUUGCACUUCUGGAGCAUCCCAGGUGUGCUGCCCUAUAAAAUGAGGCAGCAUUGGCCGAACCCUUGCAUCACCUUCUUCUCCUCAGGGGUGAACUCUAAGUCAGCACGUGUGCUCCUGCUGCUGGUCAUCCCUGGUCACCUGGUCUUCCUCUUCGCCAUCUCUCUGCUCCAGGGAGAUGAAGCACCCAUCACCAUAGUCUUCACCAUCUGCUACCUGUGUGCUGCUCUGCUGCAGGUGGGCAUCCUCCUUUAUGUGGCCGACCUCAUCGUGCGCCUGAUGUGGAGACGCAGUCUGGACCCUGACAAUUUCUCCAUUCCCUACCUGACAGCCCUGGGGGACCUGCUGGGCACUGGCUUCCUGGCGCUCUGCUUUCGCUGUGUGUCUCUGGUUCAGGGUCUACUUCUCUGAAAUUAUCUGUCUUAACCUCCAACUCUCAUCCUGCCACUGUUUUGCUGCAACACUUGUGUUCUGUUUAAAGGGGAAUGCUUUAGGUUGGAUAAUAAAGCACUUUCAUCUG
Thalassophryne amazonica is the source of this 1774-nucleotide messenger RNA. It is a transcript of the gene slc41a3, whose product is annotated as solute carrier family 41 member 3. Gene Ontology annotation, cellular component: plasma membrane. The transcript is spliced from 11 exons. Gene Ontology annotation, molecular function: monoatomic cation transmembrane transporter activity. Gene Ontology annotation, biological process: monoatomic cation transport. Lineage: Eukaryota; Metazoa; Chordata; Actinopteri; Batrachoidiformes; Batrachoididae. The record is from RefSeq and is a predicted model, not a curated record. Bases 199 to 1665 code for a protein of 488 amino acids.